Molecule: messenger RNA, 627 nt
Organism: Penicillium pulvis
Lineage: Eukaryota; Fungi; Ascomycota; Eurotiomycetes; Eurotiales; Aspergillaceae
Product: DUF202 domain-containing protein
Exons: 2
Coding region: 1-519 (172 amino acids)
Source: RefSeq, a predicted model, not a curated record
AUGGCGCGACCUAAUGAUAGCAAUGCGGCUUUUAGCUUGCGGGGACCGUAUAAUCCGAUUAUCAAUCCAACACAUUGUCGACCCGCGUUGGUGGAAGACCAUGUCGAAGAUCAACACCAUAUUCUCUGCUCCCCGCCCAUCUUCGGUGCCCUUCUCUUCGAGAAUACCAGUUCAGAUGCGCGUGAUCACUGUGCUAAUGAGCGCACCUUUCUGUCAUGGCUGCGUCUGUCCAUGUAUCUGGCAGUGGUCUCGCUAGCCAUCAUCAUCUCCUUCCAUUUCCGAGAACAACCCACUGUCCUGGAACGGCGAAUGGCCUUGCCCCUCGGCAUCGUUUUUUGGGUUUUGAGCAUCACGUGCCUGGCUAACGGGUUCGCCAAUUACGCGCGCACGGUCAUGAAGUACAGUCGCAAGGCCGCGUUGGUUCAAAGUGGCUGGAAGACCCAGGUGGUUUUUACGGUAGUUGGGACGGUGAUUCUGGGGAGUUGCAUCUUAUUCCUGUCCACGGAUCAAACGGGGUAGCUGGAUUUGCGAGGCUGGCUUUGAAAGUGACAUUGGGUUUGUUGCAUUGCAUUGUAUCUAUUCUGACUGUCUUUUAGCGGUGCAUUUGCGUAUAUCCAGCUUCUUUAU